Molecule: messenger RNA, 2001 nt
Organism: Parnassius apollo (apollo)
Lineage: Eukaryota; Metazoa; Arthropoda; Insecta; Lepidoptera; Papilionidae
Source: the annotation of a GenBank genome assembly
AUGUCUAAAAUUGUGACGAAGUCCAAAACGAUUAACCUUGAAAUUCGUGAUUCAAACAGUUCCAUUGUAAAGCGGAUAACAUUUGACAAUUCAAGUAAUGAGUUAUCCCCAACAUUAAAAUUAGUAGCUUCUGACGGCGCGAAGGAAAUACGACAAGAUGUUAAACCACACGAGAUUUGGCAUUUAUUUAUCCCGAGAAUAUAUCAGGAAAAUAAAAAUAGGGCUGGAUUCAUAAACAAUAGGAGAAGAGAUUUAUUUAAUAUCAAUAAAACAGUUAUUAUUACUAUUUCAACGACAGAAAGUGGUGUAGUUUAUGUUCCACCAGAUAAAUUAGAGGGUUCAGAAAAAGAAGUUGAUUUAGAUCCUGAUGAAGAAUUUCAGGUAGAUGAAUCAAAUCAUGGCUUGUACCUGCUUAACUAUUCAGACACAGAAAAUGUGACACAGAACCUACUUACUGCAGUACUAAUUAGUAAUGUUACACUUGAUGCAAACGUAUACUUUAAAGAUGAAAAGCCAGAAACAAACACAAUUGCUAAUAGCACAGAAAUCCAAAGUAAUAUUAAUAUUAAAAAUGAAAGUGAUAAAGGAAAUCAAACUUUAUUUAUGUCAGAUGAAAUUUAUAAUCAUUUUAGACCCCUUGAAACAGAAUUACCAGAUGAUGAAAUGGCUCCUUUUAUAUUCUUUGGACAGAAAUUGGGUGGUCCAAUCAUUAGCGAUAACCUGACGAAUUCUCCAUCUUUCUCAGCAUCAACUAAAUCAGUUAAUUUUAUAGUUGCACCUCCUGAGAAGCGAAAGUUUAAUUCAAGAUAUUCAGCAACUGAAAAAUAUAAGAAUACAAAUGCGGGUGAAGACGAAAUUAAUGAAGAUAUGGACGUGUCAGUGGUCAAAAAUGUUAUAGAAAAAAAUAAGAUUAGAAAUACUGUUAAAGGCCCCGCACCAGCUCGACCUGUUGGCUUAGUUAAUGCGUAUAGAAAAUACUCCAGUACUACACAAACAACACCCAAAUCACCUAAUAUAGCAGAGUUAUACGUCACUGAACCAGUAUUGCAAAACGUGACUCCCAGUUCUUUUGGAAAUAUGACUAUUUACAAUAAUACGCUCAAGGAAACUGUAAAACAUAAUGUGAAUAUUACAAAAGAUGCUUCGUCUAAUAGAACGGCUACUAAUUCAGCACCAAAAAGCUUUCCUAGAAGCUACUUUAAUUUAAGGAGGCGUCCUGCAAAAGUAUCUGCAUCAAGCACUGAAAGUGUAACAGCGACAACAUUAAACUCUACUACAGAAAAGGCUUCUACGUCUGUCUACACAGCAGUUGUUACAUCUGUGUCUAUAACAUCGUCAAUGAAAGGACAAAAUAAAACUGACAAUAUGAAAGGAUCGGAAAAUGAUACAAUUGUUGACAUUGUAAAUGAUAAUAUUAAUGCCACCUUACCAAAAGAGUUGUUAAUAAAUGAUAAUAAAACUUCUACUAUUCCACCUACGACAGCUAGACCAUACAGACAUAGAAUUAGGAUACGAACUACAACGACUGAGAGUAGCUUCAAUCCAAAUCCCGUUCAAACUCUCCCAGCUGUUACCCUAAAGCCUAAUCCGUUAAUUAUUAGUGAAUUUACUACAAAAAUUCCAGACACGCAAGCAACAACGACGGCGAAGUUGCCUGAACAAUUAGCGAGCUUCAACCCUCAGAAAAAUUAUGAUAAUUCGUCUUAUGUAAGCACAGCAAAACCGAGGAAUAUUUUAAGAAGGCGAAGACCAACGACAACAACUACAAAUUUGCCGAUGGUGACAAAAAAUGAAAAUAUUCUUACCAUUUCAAUACCAACAACAACUUUAUCACCAGUUUCAACAUCUACGCAUGGAGUAGUCAUAGCAACCAUAUCAUUAAAUGAUAAUUCAAAAACAUCAUUGGUUUCUGGAGCCGCGCCGGUUUUCAUUUCGAAAAAUGUAUCCAAAAUAGAAAAUAACACGACUGUGGUCAAUACAACGAGAGGAAAAGGCAAAUAA